AUGCACGCCCCCAAUGCUCCAGAACUUCCCAAGAUGCCUGAGACCUUCGAGUCGUCUACCUCUCUAGAAUCUCUCUACCCCCAUACCUCUCCUAAACCUCGCCGAAAGCGAGGACUGCUUAAGGAGGCAAAGCCCUGGGACCAGAGUUUUGCAGACCACAACGAGACGUGCCUCAUGAGACUCAAGCGAGCUCAUCAUCACGUACACCAUAGCAUCUGGAAGCCCACAGACGGUGAAGGCCGGCCGCCCGUCAAGAAAGUGGACACAUGGAAUGCCUCGGAAUGGAAGACCGUCUACAUCAUCUGGGACCCGAUUAAGGCGAAUUGCUGGCCGCCUAAGAACGUUCGGCUUUCCGACAACUGGGUUUACCUAGCUGUCAAGCUCUUGCCUGCCGAGGAGCGAGCCUCAAGAUAUAAAGCGGACUUCGACAAGGAUGGUAAUAUUCGGCCGUCUCGUGUGCCGUGCGGCAACCCGCCCGUGGUCAACGCCCACGGAUUAUACUGCCUACCCGUUUUCAAGGAAUCGUACGUGUUGUGUGGCGGGGAGCUGGCUGCGCACGGGAACUGGAUACUCGGGGUGAUGGGGGAACGCGCUGUACCGUUCACGCUGGGGUUGGUUUGCGUGCCGAGAGAGGCGAUCCCAGCAGACGGGCCCAAUAUUGAACGAUACCUUUUCUAUCACGAUACGCCGAACCAGUGGGAUAUGGAACAGCCGUUCCUCGCGGACUGGAAUGCUGCAGAGGCUCGUUGGGGAACAUAUGACCGGUGGUGCCUUGACAAUAGCGAUCAGCGUACGAUGCUGUAUAGCCUGUACCCUAACGCGCAGCCAAACUACCAGCUGUUGCCGGUGUCGGAAAUAAAUGGGUUCACGGUUCUUUGCAAUUCGCAGCAUGAACCCUCCAGUCGACUGCUGCCAAAACCUGCAACACCGGGACAGGUGACGAUUACUGAUUUCUUUGGGACUCGGAAUAUCUGGUGCAGUGCUCGGGGAGGGGAUACCAUGGGCGGUCUAUCGAACCAGCAGUUCCUAAACGAGAACCACAAUGCGCAUAUCCUUAAAAACAAACUCCACUCGCCGAGUACGUUUGCAUCGAAACCCUUGGAUAUCAUGAAAGAGGAACAACCCCAGUGGGAAGAGUCCGGGCUGAAGACAGAGGCAGACGUGCCACAUGCCUCUAUCCCUGAGGUCAUGAAUCUGGCCCUAUCAGCACCAACAAACGUGGAUGGCAUUCGUCAUAUCUUGGGAUGGUACUCUGGUUAUCUUCAAGAUAAUGCUGACCUGACGUUGGAGGAUGUCGAGAUGCAAAUAGGGGACCUUUAUGCCUAUGUGCAGCACUGCCGAGAAGUAGAGGAAAUGGAGGAGAUGGAGGAGAUGGAUGGAGAAAGUGAUGGGAUGUCAAGCAACCAAUCUUAG
Messenger RNA from Aspergillus melleus, 1413 nucleotides. RefSeq lists its product as uncharacterized. The transcript has a single exon. The record is from RefSeq and is a predicted model, not a curated record. The coding region runs from base 1 to 1413 and encodes 470 amino acids. Lineage: Eukaryota; Fungi; Ascomycota; Eurotiomycetes; Eurotiales; Aspergillaceae.